AUGUGGAAAUAUCAUGGGAGGGGCUCAGGCAGACCUCAUCAGCCACCAGAGGUACCACAUGCUUCUUCAUCAGAUCAUCAGGUACCUCAGCCUAUCAGGACUGCCAAUGAUGCCCAGGGCUAUGUCAAGUCUCAGCUCCACCAACUGGACAUUAGCCAUGAGAUUCAGAAGCUCCUGGACAACUCAAAAAGCGAUGAGAAGCUCAGGGGCUUAGACAAUGCAUAUGAUCUGAGCCAGUGUAUGAGGUCUAAGAUUGUUCUACUUGAGCAGGCAAAAAUACCUCAGGAACUUACAAUCACCAGGCUCAGGGAAGAUGCUGAUAGAAUGGAAGCUGAGCAAAAGGAGCUGAGUGCUUUGCAAGCUGAGCUGAAGGUGAAUCUGCAAAGAGCUGAGAAAUACAUAGAUACUAGGGCUCAGUUGAAUGAGACAAAGAAGACUGCCAUUGAUGAGUUCAUGAGGGAGUACAAUCUGACUGAAUUUGAUCUCAGCAAGCUGUUGCAAAAAUGUCAGCAAGAUGGGACUAGUCAGAGGUCCCAGGGCUCAGCCAUGUCUGCCAACUCAGACAACAAGUAG
Molecule: messenger RNA, 573 nt
Organism: Cladocopium goreaui
Lineage: Eukaryota; Dinophyceae; Suessiales; Symbiodiniaceae
Source: the annotation of a GenBank genome assembly